UCACAUGAGCGGUUUGUUGUGACUGAAAUUCAUCUUGUUCAACAUAUAGCUUAAAUAUAACUUUAUUAGCCUAACAUUUAUCGGUUUUGGUGAAAUUAUCCGGUCAAUAUACCGAAUUGUUACGUGUCAUAAUCUUGUAACGAGGCAGCAGAGCGACUUUCCACCGAGUGAAAGCGUUUUGGUUUUUUUUCAGUGUGAUGCUAAUGACUGCUAACGUCAGUGGCUAAAACACGAAGUCAUGCUUCGGUGGAUUCUCGGAGGUCGGGAGGCUCAGAGUUCAGUGGAGAAAAGCCCUGUGUUGUGCAUCGGAGAGGAACAGCCCAAAAACUGGUUCACUGAGCUGCAGGUGCUGAAAGGACAUUUUGACAUUGUUCGAUUUCUGGUGCAGAUUGAUGACUUCAGAUGUGCCUCAGCAGGAGAUGACGGCCUCGUUUUGGUGUGGAACAUUGAGACGGGUGAGAGGCUGCAGGAGCUGAGGGGCCAUUCCCAGCAAAUAACAGCCAUAACCACCUUCACCUGUAAUAAUGAAGUCACAUCGCACACCUCACUCAUUACCGCCUCCUCAGACCGAAGCCUCAGUCUUUGGGAUCCUGAUACAGGCAACAGGGUUCAGAUCAUUUCAGAUCUUCAGUCUUCCGUAAAGUGCUUGCUGGUGCUGGAACGUCUGUGUUUGUGGGUCUCUGGUGGGGAAGAAUUGUGCCUAUGGAACAAAGAUUUUCAGCUGCAAUGUCACAGACAGAACCACAGCGAUACUGGAAUAACUGCUUUAAUAGAGCUGCCCAAGAACUGCAUAGCAGCUGCUAUGGAUAAAGAGAUUGUGAUCUACAGGCUGACCGUCUCUGAUUCUUCUGUGUCAGUGGCUGAGAUCCGCCGUCUGUCCGACCACCAGGACCAGAUUCGAGCUCUCAUUAACAUCAAUGAUGGGCUUUUUGCCAGCGGUUCCCAUGCCGGCGAGUUGGUUUUAUGGGAUGCGAUUGAUUGGAACAUCCUGGCCUACGAGCACAUCCUGUGGGAGGAGUCACAAGCCAACACCCAGACUGAAAUACGAUUAGGUGCCCCAAAACCCAGCGAGAUGUCCAUUCAGCAUCUGACCACCAAUGGAAAGCUCAUCCUUGCGGCUGUGGGCAGUGGGCUCUAUGUGUACAAUGUUCAGACCAAAGCAGUGGUGGCCUACAGGAAGGUUGCUCAUGACUCAAAUGUGCUACACACUAUGCUGCUAUCCGACAGUGAGCUGAUGUCCUGCUCUGAAGACGGCAGUGUGAGAAUAUGGGAGAUCCAAGACUUGCCUUUGCCUGCUGAGCCAGCCUCUCCAGGGUUCUUUGGGAUGUGGAAUUUUAGCCGUUCAAACAAACAGUCUGGUCCUCCAUCAAAGAAGGUCAUGGACAUUCCCAACAUCAGGAUGCUGGAGUUGACAGGAGACCUGAUUGGACACUCUGGAGCAGUCCAGAUGUUUGUGAGCUUCAAGGAGAACGGUUUGGUCACAUGCUCGACGGACCACCUGCUGAUUCUGUGGAAGAACGGAGAACGACAGUCCCAUCUCCGCAGUCUGGCACUUUUCCAGAAACUGGAGAAGAAGGGAGGACUUUGACCUGUAACCCUAAAAUCACUGCCUUACAGAAGGAGAGGUGGGAGGUUGUUGCUUGAUGUUGCUCUUAAAUCAUGUGAAUGUUAGUGUAAUGAUUGUUGUUUACAUUUUAUUGUUUUCCUUUUGACUGAAAGCAAAUAUUUAACAAAACAUUUAAGAAGUGAGUAAAUACCUCAUCUCUGAAAUGGACAAAUGCUUUUGCUUCCAACCUGGAGUGUUGGAGUGCUGUGACGUUACAGUAAAGUCAGUCAUUUUGUACCAAAUGUUGCCUAUUAUGGGUUACAUGCUAGUAUGAGGUGUGAUGAAAAAAUUAGAGACUGUUUAUGUUGAACAAGCAGUAACUCUCAAAGUCAUGAGACCAUAUGAUGCUGUGCUAUUACCAGCAACACCUGUGUUCCAUGGGAUUUUACGAUUACUGGUAGGUGUGUAUUUCUGAUUUUUCCAUAGACUUCAACCAGAGCAGAGAGCAAACUUGUGUUGGUCAGCAGCCGGGACGAUCCAACCGUUAAGUGGAGCAUUAUCACUGGUGACAUAUGGUGGGUCUGUGGCUACAACCCUGAAUCCAGACAGCAGUUUUCACAGUAGAAGAGCUGCAGUCUCCAAGACUGGACAAAACUGGACAUAAUUGUUUUCUUCAUGUGGUUGUACACCGUGAAUUUGUCUUUCAGGGUCAGACGGCCAACACAGAGUUCUACUGUAACAUUCUAAGGUGUUUGAGGAAAAACAUUCAGAGCAAACAACAUGAACUGUGGCACAAUGGCAUGUAUGUGCAUUACAAGAGUCCUGGGAACUGUGUAUCUACAUGUUUAGUGUAUGAGGUUUGAUCAAAAUGUUCAGAGAGUGUCUAUAUGUAAAAAGCAAAAACAGCACCUCAUUGCUAUUUGCCCCCAUCCUCAUUUAAAUAGUCUUCUUGUACAGCGGUAUGCUGCUGCCAGUACUCCUACCGGGACUGUAAUGCUUCCUGGAAGUCACGUUCUGCCAGCACGAAUCUCCUCCACAGUCAAAAAGCUGACCAUUCAGUUUAAAUUUCUGUUUGGGGAAGUCAGUCUGGUGAGUGGGGUGGAGGGAGCGCGUGGUGUGGCCUUAAACCCAGUGCAUAAUUAACACACUGGACAGGCCUAGAGCACAGCUGGAGCACUCAAAUGUCAUUGCACCACAGUUUAAACCUUUUAUGCGGAAUGUUCUCCCUCAGAUGCCUCAGGAUGGCUCAGUAACUUUCUGUUAAACCUGAGGGGCAAUUCACGGUGCACAACCAUAUGGAUGUUGAAGAAAAUUGCUGGUCCGUAGCAAUCCAACUCUUAAAGCCAGUCAUGAUCCUUGACUUUAAGGUUGGAUCAUCCCAUCUUCCAGUUGACAUAGAAUAUAAUGUUUACUUCUCUGCUCCAGUUCGUGAUCCACCCGUGAGUUGUCACAAAAAUGUCUGUAGCAGAAUUUUCUGAUUUUGAUUGCACAAUGUGAUGUGGAAUCCUGACAGUUAUGUCUCGCAUAUGCUGCAUGCAUGUGCAAUACAAAGAGUUGCAGAACUAUUUAGUCGCACUUCAUAUAAGCCUAGUCCAUGUGCGUUAUUGUAGAGUUUUAUCUCCAUGUGCCAAAAACACCUGUUCUGGUUCUUGUCUUUUACUGUGAAGGGAUGAUUGCUGCCACUUAUGCAUGUAUUAAUUUGCACUGACGUAUUUAGUUAUUUUUGCACUUUUUUGCAUUCUUGGAUGAGAAAAAUGCCACUCUUAUAUCUGUCUGUUCACAGAAACUCAAAAAAUUGUUAGCUUAGCACAAAAUAUAGAAACGAGAAACCCACUACUCUGGUGAACAAAAGUAAAGAAAAAACUGCUACCCCUGCUCCAGAAUCUCACCUAUAAAUGAAUGAAUGUUUUUUAUGGGCAGAGCGGUAUUGAUCUUCUUAUCCAGCUUUUGUAACGAAGACAAAUAAGGAAAUUUCUUACUACAGUAUUUCUCUAAAUGUGUUGCUGCCAUUGAUGGAACAAUUUCAUAUUUAAAGAAUGCUUUAAUCAUCUCUUACAAUACAUUUUCGUGUUUGACAGAAAACAUCAAAGUAAGACAUAAUCCAGACAGAUCAAAAAUACAUUAAACUUUUCAAACAAACAUGGACAGUUUUUAGGUGACUCUAACAUAAAGCUUUGUAACUACUAAGCUUGAGGCAGUAAAAUCUUUCAAAACACACGCUUUGCUUCUCAUAGCCGAUAUUGAUCAUUUGUUUGAAAAAUAAUUUUUGUACUGCAUAUAAUAUCACUUUCUAAUUGUUGUUCCAUUUAUAAAUUAUACAAAACACAGAAUUGGCACGUUCUCGCAGUCACGGCCAUCAGUGUCACAGAUGAGGGAGAGGAAAUAGAAAUGACUAAGUGAUGAAGGCUUAUCAUUUCAUAACAAGCAGUUAGACAAUCUGGUUCUGCCUCAAUAGUCUCAAUGAGAGGCAUUAACUGACUGACUGUCAUCUAUUGCAAUUAAAAUCAUCAUAUUCCAGUCAUUGCUACUCAUAGAAAAGGCAUGGUUGACAUGUAAAUCUGAAAUAUUUAAAUUGUCUUUGUCAAUAGAAAUCUUCUUUAUAGACUUGCAAAAAUAUCUUCUCAUGAUCAGUGAUAGCAGCUAUGAAACAUUCAGAUGUGGAGCUGCAUUUCAAGUCACUGUAAAAAAUUAGAAAUUUUGGAAAUCAACAGCAACAUGUAACAUCCAAAACAAACAAAAGUUACAUAAGCAAAAUAUGUAAAAUGCAAAGCAGAAAUGAUGUUGGCUGAGUAUUUACAGGAACAACAGGUACAUUAGGUAGUUUACAGUGUAUUGCAACAAUAGCAGACCUUAUCAGUGAGACGUGACAAGAUUAAGGCGUCGAUUAAGACCUUGAUCAUCAACAGAGUGACUACGUAUUUGUGAAUACACUGAACAUGGAUGUGAACAGUUUUAAAGUCAACUGAAGCAUUUAUGGUAUUUGAUCCAAUUGCACUGAUUCAGUUUCUGUCUUUAAAAACCUCAAAGUUGUACAAAACACAGGAUAAAAUGUCAGGACCAUCGUGACCGAACCAUCAGCACUGACUCACCAACUCAAAACUGUAGCACAGCUUAAAAUAAAUAUCUAAAACGCGUAUGGCUUUUCUUAUAAUUCUAUAGAGGAGGAACUGUUUGAACAAAAAUACUUUAGUUAGCAGGUGUAAAGAUGACAAAAGAAUAAGGCACCUUUUAAAGAGCUCUCUAUGCCUUUGGUUAAUACUGUAAUGUGUAUCCUCUGGAUAAAUACACACUUACUGUACACAGAGAGCUACACAUCCUUCUACAUGACCUCCACUGAGGUAAAUAUGAUGAAAAUACAAAAUUUCACCAUAAAAAUAGUUAUGGAUAUUGAUAGACUUAGCCACUAACCACUGUUUUAAGUUUUCUUAAUUUGCCAAAAAAUAUCAAAUUUUCUGCUGCUGGCAAUAGUGGUCUCCAGUGCAGUUAUACUUUUAAAGUCAUCAGCUUUUGUCUAACCCCCUGAACCCUAAAACCCGCUGAAAGGUUUGAAAGGCUUGUUCUUUAAAAAGAAAAAAACUAAACUAAACAAAAUUACACCAGAGCCAGAAGCUUGAAAACAGAAGGAUCGGUGAAUUUCAAACUUUCCGAUAGUUGAACUUCUCAUUCUGUUUCUUCAGAAUACCUUUGUGGUAUUUUAUCAAAAUCACUUAAUGUAAACUACUCUUUAAAAGUCUGGAGUCACCCAGGCAAAUCUCAUGAUUUCCAUGCAAAUUCACACUUUCAUUCAUGUGCUAACAUAAUUGCACAAGGCUUUUCUAAUUAUCAAUUAGCCUUUCAACACCAUUAGCUAACACGAUGUAGCAUUAGCAUACAGGAGUGAUGGUUGCUGGAAAUGGGCCUCUGUACUCCUAUGUAGAUAUUCCACUAAAAACAUAAAACGAGUGCAGUACUUCACCAAGGCUGCUCUGUCAUCGUAUAAUUUCCGACAGAUAAGUGCCGAUAAGUGGUCGAUUUUCAGUAGAGUUGCAAUCGUGAUCGUCAGCAGGCAGUGGAGGUAGCGUUCACUUGUCAUAAUUAGUGACGCUGUCUCGCUAUCUCACAUGAUACAGAAAUCCAUAACAAAUCCGUGGUUCCAGACUAUAAGCCAAAUCACUGCCAAAAUCUAAUCACUUGGUCCUUGUGUCAUUUUUGACCUUCCCUGAAAAUUUUAUCCAAAUGCGUUAAUCCGUUUUUGAAUAAUUUUAUGCACAGACAGAAGGACAAACGUACGCUGAUUGUCACAUAACUCUACUGCCUUCCUUGGCAGCGUAGUCGGCCGUUUCCAGCUAGAAGAGUCAUUUACCACAUUAACAAUGUCUAGACUGUAUUUCUGAUUAAUUUAUCGUUGUAAUCAUUGAAAAAAAAACUGCUUUUCUUUCAAAAAUAAGGACAUUUCUAAGUGACUUCAACCUUUUGAACGGUAACAUACGUCUCUCAUUUACAGAUACACCAUUCACCCUUAGCAAAUUCUCUAAAAAAACAAACAUUUUCAGGUCAUUGGCACAUUUGAGAAACUGCACCCAACCGUCAGGUGACAAUAAUUUAGAGACUAUUCGGCUGAACUGCAGGCCGUGUUGACACAACGAUGUGCUAUAUAACAUAUUUGUAAUAUUUUUUCUUCUAUUGGGCACUUAGGAAAUUGUUUUUAAAUUCCAUUUUUUCUCUCUUUUUUGCAAAAUCAUUUAAGACAUUCAACUUCAUUUUUUUCUUUUUAUGAUUUAUGGCAUUAUAACUUUGUUUAACUGAACAAAAGACAUUUUAAAGUUUGGUCUGCUUGUAUCCAUGGUGCCGUUUUCAUAGAGGUGCAAGAUUUUAUAUUGCAGUGAAAAAUUAGCUCACAGUGAACAAAAAUGUAAAAAAUUGGGGUUCAGAGGGUUAAAUAGCUGACAUUUCAUUCCCAUAACAGCUGUUAAAUCAAUAAUUUCUCAUGGAUGUUAUUUGACUUACAAUGUAUCAUAACAAAAACUACUAUGCACCCCUUCUAGAUCGCCACCAGAGGGCAGGCAACUCAUACAAAUCCCGCCAUCUCAUGGACUUUACUGUCUACGUCAGUGAAUCCAAAAAAAAAUUGAAAAUCAUGUACAUGUAGAAAGUUGUGGUUGCAGGAUUUGAGAUGCAGUAAAAUUGCUUUAACUAAAACCGCAUAAGUGGUGGUGCUGAUUAGUUUAAGGAGCAGAUGCUGGCUCUGCAGCUUUUACAAGGUGGAUCUAAACCUGGAUCUGCUGCGCUGUUAUACAUCUAUCAGCCACAAAGGUCGACAGUUUUGCUUCACAUACAACGCCCAUGCUGCUCAGAUGCUCUCAUGUAGGAUUUGUUUCUACUCCAUUUUUGGGUCCAAACGUCUACAGUUAGUGUCACAAAGCUAUGAAUGUAACUUAACAGCUCCGAUACAGUGCAAUUCUGCUCCUCCAUUUGUUCUGACGAAGAUCUCCAUUGUCCACACUGGCUGCUUUCACAGUGCACAGAGGAUGGUGAUACGAAAAAUGUAAAUAGUAGGUUAUUGGGUGAGAUAUUUCACAACCUAUUCUGCAGCUACAUGACCUUAAAAUCCAGUUAUCACCACAAAAACAGCCCUUCUUUGAUGUCACCUCUGUAUAUAUAAGGGGCUGGACAUAGAGUUUCUGUGUGCUGGCUGGCACUGCUCCUUCAUUCUUAGCUGACUAUCUUAAAUGUUUCCAACAAGUAUUUUCUUUGUAGAGCUGACAGAGACUGCCAAGAAUUUGGUCCCAGAGACAAGUCAAGAUGUCUCCUAGUCGUUUCACAGCUAAUAAGAAUGAAUAAUUCCUGCUGAGCACCUUCACAAGUUGGCAAUUUGAAAACAGUUUGAACAUGUGCACUCACAUUCAGUGAAAAGGACGAGUAGAUGACUCUAGAUACUUAUUUCUGUCAGUGUCUCUAGCUAUUGUCACUUGUCAUUGUCCAUAUUCUUUUACAGCAAUAUACAGAUAUUGGAUGAAACCAUUUCUUAAAAUAAAAUGAAGAAAUUAUUAACUGUGAAAAGCAAACUAAGCAAAAAGGAGCUCAAAAUUAAAAUGUCUGAUUGGCUAAAGUGCAGGUUUCUGGUGUGGUACACUGUUAAGUACAGAUUGUCAGGUGAGUCAUGAAGUCUGCACAGUCUCAUAGAGGUGCUAUAAGGAAUACUUCACGGGGCCAUGAAGUGGCGACAGAGUCGACAGGGCCCUCAAAUGACAACCUGCCCUCCACUGGCAGAACACCACCUCCAGCUACAACCAUACAAGAAAUGAAGCUGUGAUUUGAGAUGGAAACAGCGCCUCAGUGUUCGUUAGUCAGCGAUGUCAGCUCUCAGAGUCCCCUAUUGGCCGAUUUUCUUGUCCUGGGACGCCAGAGUGCUGUCAGAUCACAGCUGAAAGCACUAAUAGUUCCACCAGCAGGGGCGCGUUCACUGUCCUACCCUGCUUCGAGCGAUGGGUGAGAGGAGGAGAAGGGGAUUUGGUCAAGAAGGAGGGGGAGGACGCAGGCUCUUACACUUCAUCUCAUCCAAGUUCUUCCAGUACUUGUAGUUCUCUGACAGGUGCUCCAUCAGACCAGGAAGGCUGGCAAAGGCUGCGAGGAGACACACACAAGCUGAGGUGAGUAGAAGAAACCACAGACGCUAGAACACAGAUAUAGAUCAUUUUGUGGAUUUAAAGGACAGAAGCACAUUUUUUUCAUCUCUGUUGAAACAAUACCACCUAAUACAACCAUGGGCAUAUUUACAUUAAUUUAUUGCGAAUUAUAAGUGAGGGAGGCAAAAUCCACCAAAGUUUUUGCUCCUGUCACCUUUUAACUCACUGUGGAAAAAUUCUUCACAAAAUCCUGCACAUCCAUGGAAACAGCACAACCAUGGCUAGAGGUAGAUAGAACCUCGAAUAUUUCUUUUGUGCAGUAUGACACAGUUAUACUGCCAUCAGUCAUCAACCAAAAAAAGUUGCUUUUGUCUUUUUUUUCCCAGAAAGAGAUAAUCAAUAUGUACACUAGCAUUCAAAAGUUUGGGGUCACCCAGGCAAUUUCAUGUUUUCCAUGAGAACUCACACUUUUAUUCAUGUGCUAACAUAAUUGCACAAGGGUUUUCUAAUCAUCAAUUAGCCUUUCAACACCAUUAGCUAACACAAUGUAGCACUAGAACACAGGAGUGAUGGUUGCUGGAAAUGUUCCUCUGUACCUCUAUGUAGAUAUUCCAUUAAAAAUCAGCUGUUUCUAGCUAGAAUAGUCAUUUACCACAUUAACAAUGUCUAGACUGUAUUUCUGAUUAAUGUCAUCUUCUUUGAAAAAAAAAAGCUUUUCUUUCAAAAAUAAGGAUGUUUCCAAGUGACCCCAAACUUUUGAACGGUAGUGUAAAAGCCUACAGAUGUUGCCAAUGCUGGAAAGGAAUGGUAAGUUAACAUACAACAGAUAAUUUACUAGUUGCAUAUUAAAUAUAACUUGUUUCGAUACUUGACACCCAUUUGCUCGGUGUAAACACAGCCUGCAGUUCAGCUGAACCAUUUCAGGAUUUCUGACUGCUGGUCACAGCUGAGUCACUAAUGGCUUCAUGAUUGUGCUGAGAAGUACAGAAUGUUUUUUCUUCAUUUUUGCAUUAUUACGCUGCCAAGGAACACGGCAGAGUUAUGUGACGAUCGGCGUACAUUUGUCUUUCUGCGCAACAUUACUCAAAAAUGGACCAACGGAUUUGGAUGAAAUUUCUAGGGAAGGUCGGAAAUGACACAAGGACCAGUUGAUUAGAUUUUGGCAGUGAUGCGGCUUACAGUCUGGAUCCACGGAUUUGUUAAAGAUUUCUGUAUCAUUGCGAGGUAGCGGCAUGGCAUCACUCUAACUAUGACAACCAGUGAACGGUAUGUCAGCUGCCUGCUGAUGAUCACAUGAUUGAAAUCCUACUACAAAUAGACCACUGCGGACUUAUGGGGACUUAUCCGUCAGAAAUCACACAAAGACUGAGCAGCCUUUGCGGAGUACUAUGCUCUCUGAGUGCUUUUCUUGUUUUAAAUGAGACAUGUAGAAUAAAGUGAUUUUAAGCUGUGA
This is a messenger RNA of Amphiprion ocellaris (clown anemonefish), 9604 nucleotides long. RefSeq names its product WD repeat domain 41 (gene wdr41). The transcript has 14 exons. Gene Ontology annotation, molecular function: protein binding. Gene Ontology annotation, biological process: regulation of autophagy. Gene Ontology annotation, cellular component: lysosomal membrane. The coding region runs from base 239 to 1588 and encodes 449 amino acids. Lineage: Eukaryota; Metazoa; Chordata; Actinopteri; Pomacentridae. The record is from RefSeq and is a predicted model, not a curated record.